Molecule: messenger RNA, 1101 nt
Organism: Recurvomyces mirabilis
Lineage: Eukaryota; Fungi; Ascomycota; Dothideomycetes; Mycosphaerellales; Teratosphaeriaceae
Gene: GLN1
Product: glutamate--ammonia ligase
Exons: 2
Coding region: 1-1101 (366 amino acids)
Cellular component (GO): cytoplasm
Molecular function (GO): glutamine synthetase activity
Source: RefSeq, a predicted model, not a curated record
AUGGCUAGCUUUGAUCCAUAUUCUGGCCUACCAAAAAAACAUGGUUCGGAUUACCAGACUGACCACACCACUUUUCAGACCCUGAAGAAGAAGCCGACCUCAAUCAAGGAGCUCCCAGAAUGGAACUUCGACGGCUCCUCCACCGGCCAAGCGCCGGGCGACAACUCCGAUGUCUACCUCCGUCCUGUGGCGAUGUACCCGGAUCCUUUCCGUCUCGGCGACAACCUCCUCGUCCUCGCCGAGUGCUGGAUGUCCGACGGCAAGCCCAACUCCUACAACUUCCGCCACGAUGCCGCAGUCCUGAUGGAGAAGAACGCCUCGCAUGAGUUCUGGUUCGGUCUCGAGCAGGAGUACACUCUCCUCGAUGCGCAAGGCUGGCCAUACGGCUGGCCCAAGAAUGGCUUCCCAGCUCCCCAGGGUCCUUACUACUGCGGCAACGGCACCGGCAAGGUCUUCUGCAGAGAUAUCGUCGAGGCUCACUACAAGGCUUGCUUGUACGCCGAGCUCAAUAUCUCUGGCACCAAUGCCGAGGUCAUGCCUGCUCAGUGGGAGUACCAGAUCGGUCCCUGCACUGGCAUCGAGCUCGGCGACCACAUGUGGAUGUCCCGUUUCCUCCUCCACCGCGUGGCCGAGGAAUUCGGUGCCAAGGUCACCUUCGCGCCUAAGCCCAUCCCGGGUGACUGGAACGGCGCUGGUCUCCACAGCAACGUCAGCACCAAGGAGAUGCGUGAGGAUGGCGGCAUGAAGCACAUGGAGAAGGCCAUGGAAGCCCUUGCCAAGCGCCACAAGGAGCACAUGACCGUGUACGGCGAGGGCAACGAGGCUCGUAUGACUGGUGCGCACGAGACUGCGUCGUAUGACAAGUUCAGCUGGGGCAUCGCGAACCGUGGCGCUUCCGUCCGUAUCAACCGCCAAUGUGCCGACGAGGGUAAGGGCUACUUUGAGGACCGCAGGCCGGCUUCCAACGCCGACCCAUACCAGAUCACCGGCAUGAUUGUCGAGACUCUUUGCGGUAAAGUCGAGGGCAUCGAGAUGUACAAGACCAUCACCCAGGCCGAGCCCGUGGAGUUGGACAUGGUCGUGCCCAUCUCCAAACCAUAA